AUGGGAUCCUCUGAGCUUCCAGGGCGCGCGGCCCUUACUGCACGCGUCCUUCCAUCUAUGGUACUCAGUGACGGCAGUGCCUCUUCGAUGACCCCAGCCCCGGCCUCCAACAUCGAGACUGAUGCUGCCGUUGGCGCCCAGAAAAGGUUCAACGUCCAAGGAAACGCCGUUAUUACUGGAGGCGCGGGGACAUUGGGCCUGCAGUCUUGCGAUGCUCUCCUCGAGCACGGCCUCCAGGGCCUCAUGAUCUUCGACGUCAACCCAGACAACUCCCAAGAGGAAAUUGCCCGAAUGAAGGCUAAGUUCCCAGCUGCCAAAAUACACACACAGAAGGUCGAUGUCACGGACGAAGACGCUGUCAAGGAAGCGAUGGAAGAAACGGUGCGCCAGCUCGGAUCCAUCGAUAUACUCGUCUGCUUCGUGGGGGUUGUUGGCUGCAUGGACGCGCUCGAGAUGCCCAUCUCCCAGUGGCGAAAAGUUCUAGACGUCAACACCACUGGAUCUUUUAUCUGUGCUCAAGCAGCGGCCCGGGAAAUGGUGAAGCACGGAAACGGAGGCUCUAUCACCUUCGUCGCCUCGAUUUCGGCCCAUCGCGUCAACUACCCGCAGCCGCAGGUGGCAUACAAUGUCAGCAAGUCUGCUCUUCUCAUGCUGAAGAGCUGUCUUGCCGCUGAAUGGGCUCGCUACGGUAUUCGGACCAAUAGCGUGAGUCCCGGAUAUAUGGACACGAUUCUGAACGAAGGCGAUAAUAUCGCAUUGCACAGAAAGAUCUGGGCUGAGCGCAAUCCCAGUGGUAGAAUGGGGAGUCCAUCUGAGUUGACGGGGGCGAUUGUUCUCCUUGCUAGCACUGCAGGGACGUACAUGAAUGGUUCAGACAUCGUUGUUGAUGGUGGUGCUAUUGUGUUCUAG
This is a messenger RNA of Penicillium cinerascens, 909 nucleotides long. RefSeq names its product oxidoreductase, short chain dehydrogenase/reductase family. Gene Ontology annotation, molecular function: oxidoreductase activity, acting on NAD(P)H, oxygen as acceptor. The transcript has a single exon. The coding region runs from base 1 to 909 and encodes 302 amino acids. The record is from RefSeq and is a predicted model, not a curated record. Lineage: Eukaryota; Fungi; Ascomycota; Eurotiomycetes; Eurotiales; Aspergillaceae. Gene Ontology annotation, cellular component: intracellular anatomical structure.